GUGGGCGGAGGCUUCUGGGGAGGAAGGAGCCGCCGCCAUUUUGGGAGCUUCGAGUCAACAAUAAAGGACCGAGGGUGCCGAGCGGGAGUGGCCUCGGUGGUAGGACCCGGGCCGGAGUCGCGGGGCGAGCGAUUGAAGUGAGUGAAUUCAGAUAUAUAACAACCUUGUUAGCGGGCUUUUUAAAAAAUAAAAAGUUGAUUCGGUGCAUGAGAGCAAGUUACUGCUGCUUACCGUUCAGAGACUUACAGGUGCUCGCCUGCAUUGCAAUAAAGGACUCAUAUAUUGAGCAAGACUUAUAUUUAUCUCUUCGUUUUGGAGAGCCUAAUAAACUGUUAUUACAGUUUCUCUACUGACUUUCAAAAGUUUUUGAAGUUUGAAAGAGACAUCUUUACAGUUAAUACAGCAUGAGCACGGCCAGAACAGAGAACCCUGUUAUAAUGGGUCUGUCCAGUCAAAAUGGUCAGCUGAGGGGCCCUGUGAAGCCCAGUGGCGGCCCUGGAGGAGGGGGCACACAGACACAGCAACAGAUGAACCAGCUGAAAAACACCAACACAAUCAAUAAUGGCACUCAGCAGCAAGCACAGAGUAUGACCACCACUAUUAAACCUGGUGAUGACUGGAAAAAGACUUUAAAACUCCCUCCAAAGGAUCUAAGAAUCAAAACUUCGGAUGUGACCUCCACAAAAGGAAAUGAGUUUGAAGAUUACUGUUUGAAACGGGAGUUACUGAUGGGAAUUUUUGAAAUGGGCUGGGAAAAGCCAUCUCCUAUUCAGGAGGAAAGCAUUCCCAUUGCUUUGUCUGGUAGGGAUAUUUUAGCUAGAGCAAAAAAUGGAACAGGCAAGAGCGGUGCCUACCUCAUUCCCUUACUUGAACGGCUAGACCUGAAGAAGGACAAUAUACAAGCAAUGGUGAUUGUUCCCACUAGAGAACUUGCUCUACAGGUCAGUCAAAUUUGUAUCCAGGUCAGCAAACACAUGGGAGGGGCCAAAGUGAUGGCAACCACAGGAGGAACCAAUUUACGGGAUGAUAUUAUGAGGCUUGAUGACACAGUGCACGUGGUAAUAGCUACCCCUGGGAGAAUCCUGGAUCUUAUCAAGAAAGGAGUAGCAAAAGUUGAUCAUGUCCAGAUGAUAGUAUUGGAUGAGGCAGAUAAGUUGCUGUCACAGGAUUUUGUGCAGAUAAUGGAGGAUAUUAUUCUCACGCUACCUAAAAACAGACAGAUUUUAUUAUAUUCUGCUACUUUCCCUCUUAGUGUACAGAAGUUCAUGAAUUCCCACUUGCAGAAACCCUAUGAGAUUAACCUGAUGGAGGAACUAACUUUGAAGGGAGUAACCCAGUACUACGCAUAUGUAACUGAGCGCCAAAAAGUACACUGCCUCAACACACUUUUCUCCAGGCUUCAGAUAAACCAGUCGAUCAUUUUCUGUAACUCCUCUCAGCGAGUUGAAUUGCUAGCCAAGAAGAUUUCUCAACUGGGUUAUUCUUGCUUCUAUAUCCAUGCUAAAAUGAGGCAGGAACAUCGAAAUCGUGUAUUUCAUGAUUUUCGAAAUGGCUUAUGCCGCAAUCUUGUUUGCACUGAUUUGUUUACCCGAGGUAUUGAUAUACAAGCUGUGAAUGUGGUAAUAAACUUUGACUUCCCAAAGCUGGCAGAGACCUAUCUCCAUCGUAUUGGAAGAUCAGGUCGCUUUGGUCAUCUUGGCUUAGCCAUCAACUUGAUCACAUAUGAUGAUCGCUUCAACCUGAAAAGUAUUGAGGAGCAGCUGGGAACAGAAAUUAAGCCUAUUCCAAGCAACAUUGACAAGAGCCUGUAUGUGGCAGAAUACCACAGCGAGCCUGUAGAAGAUGAGAAACCUUAACAAGCAUGUGCGUACUUGACAGAAUGCCAAGCUUUGACAAACUGCAGAAGGCUCCUUUGGAUCUGUGACACAUCGUUUUGGGGGGAUGCUCUUCUCUUUGUGGGUUUUUCAUCUUCUUUUAUUUUGGAACUAUGAAGACUUAAAAGCUCAGACAUUUUUUCUUUUUUUAACUGGUGAAGAGAAAAAAGCUGAAAAGAAGGAAUUUACCUUUUUUGUUCCACUUGUUUGCACUGUGUGCUGACUGAACAUUAGUUGCACUAACUGCUGGUUUUUAAAAAAUGUUUUCUGGGGAAGUGGGGACAAGGAAGGAGGAAAAAGAUGAGAAGGGAGAAACCCUAAAAAGAGAAGAAUCUUGAUGAACACACAAGCUUGUCUGCGAUUUCAGAAUUCCCCAACAGCUGACUCCUGAGUGCAUUUCAACUUCUCCCUGGUUACUCAUCGUUUCUUAAGCCUGAAGAGCUUAUUACUUAUUUGUGCGAAGUGCCUUAUGCUAUGAGACCAUUCAGAAUAUCAUCUUUUAGACAACAGCCCAAGGAAUCAACAAUAUUAAUUCUCUCUUUCCUUUUUCUUUUCUUUCUUUUUAAAAUUUUUGUCUUCAUUUUGGUUUCAAGUUGGAGUCUCUCUCUUCCCUUUCUACCCAGUACUCAAGCCCAGGGCUGGAAGAUGAAACGUAUUAGUAAUGUUAAACACCAUUUUCUUUUUCUUUAUGUGGAGGAGUUGAUAAUGCAACUGCAGUUCAUCCGCACUGUAAAUACAUGUAUUUAAAAGAAAAAAACAAUCCCAAGUAAAAAUUUCUUCUGGGCUGAGUAGAUUACAUCAUCGCUCCCAAAGGAAAGAGCAGUCUAUCGUUGCAGGAGCCAUAUGACAAGCCUUUGUGCUCUGUGGCAGAACACUAAAGACUGGUUUACAUACGCCUCCAUUAGCAGUUAUGGCACUUGAUGGGUAGACAUGUCAGAGCCUUGACCCUCUUUCCUCUGUGGCAAAGCGUGACCCAUAGAAAAUUGGGUGUGUAUACUUGUAUAAACUUUGUAAAUAAGUUUUUUUUCUGGGUUCAUAUAUAUAUAUAUAUACAUAUAUAUAUAUAUAUAUAUACACAUAUAUUUUUUUUUUGGAUGAAGGUUGCUGGGAUUAAGGGGAUUAGAGCGAUUAUGGGAGCAGCUAAAGAUGAGAGGGGCUCAGUUUUCUGCAACACUAAAUUCUAAAAAGUACUUUGCCCUCUACUGUAGAGAUCAGACCUCUAUGGGGACCCUGUUUUGGAAAAGGGACCCAGAAGUCUGGGAUUCACUGCUGCCACACUGUCUCAGCUAAUACCUUUGGCGCGGAGGCCUGCCAGAGAGAGAGAGAGCAAGGAAGCUUCAAAAACCUGUAAUUCAAGAUGCUGUUUUUGAGAAGCUCUCUCUGAUUUUGCUUCUCCCUUUUUAAAAGUUUGAGCAACUUUUCAAGCUCAGCAAAAGGGGCCUAAGGUUAAUCUGCCUUGCAGUGUGGGAAUUCGAUUGAGUGGCAGUGUCUGAGCAGUGUAUGUACAAAGCAUGGACUUGCAUCUCAGAAUAUCAGAACCAGUUCUGGGGCUUCCUGUCAGUGGGUAAUGUCCCGUGCUGUGAGUGCGUUGCCUCUGCCCACCUUGAUACAUAAACUUGCAGGAAUGGGCAGCCCCUGAGAACUGUGAACUUCAUGCUAGGAAAGCUGCUUGCCAUCCUUGCUUUGUGACAAGAAUAUCUGUCGUUUUGCAUUGUAAAUUGCUGGCAAAUGCUUUACAGCCAAUAGUGUUGCCUUAAAUUGUGCCCCUCCCAACAUGCUUGAUGUUUGGCCUGAUCUCCAGGCAAAAGGAGUGAGAUGAAUCAAAACCAGUGAACUUUUUUUUUAAUGUUUUAAAUUCCCUUUUAACCCAGUGUGUAGGUCAGUCAGGAGGCAUCAAGGGUUUUUCUUAAAAAGGCAAAAAAUAAAAUUUAAAAAAAUUGGGUUUCCAUAUUCCAUUGUUUUUCAAGACCCUGAAAUAUUACAAGUCCUGCAUAUGCUUUCAUGCUAACUCAUCUGGAUAAAGAAAUCAGUUAUUCAGAGUCGCUUUUUUGACUGCCUAGUUCUAAGCAAAAGUAUUGUGACUCACCCGAAAUUCCUUGAGGAUCAAAAUCCUGCUGAUGCCUCCUGAUCAGACAUAGCCCCAACUCCUAAAAAAAAGAACUGUAGCAAGGGCUGCACAGUACAAACCCAAAAGGAAUUAAGCUCUAUUUAUUUGGUAUCCAAGCUACAUAUGUUCUAUCCAGCCAGUGUUGCUUACUAAAUACAAUCCCCUAUUAAAGAGGUAACUUUUUCCCAGGGAGGGUGGGGGGAGGGGUUUCAGAAGGCUUAAACUUUUGACCAAAAAAUCUUGACCUUGUACUGAUGCAGCUCUUUCUCCCCCACCUCUGGCGAGAUAAGAGGGAUCAUUCAUUAUAAAAGAAAAGCAAGAAAGACUCGCUAGAGUGUGAGGGUGACUAAACAAACAGCACAGUCUUCUUUGCCAUCCUCAGACUGUGCUCUGCCUGGUGCCACAUUGCCUGUGGGUCCCUCUUAAAGCACAGACUUUAAAUUGAAAGUAUUAACAGAAGUAUAGCCUCUGAUGAGGAGUGGCACUUAAACUAUCUGGACACCACUGUUGGACACAGUCUUGUAUAGGCAGCUGUCCAGUUUUGGUGCUUGACUCUUGAACAGGAAUUGUUAAAUGGAAAGAUGCUCUAAGGACUAGGUCAAAGCCUAGUCUUUUUUUUUUUUUUUUUUUUUAAAUCCCCCUCACAAUAAGGAGCAUUUUUAUUAUUGGAAAUUGUUUUCAUGUGCUUUCCAGUAUUGGGUGUUUAUUUUAAGUAAUGGUAGUAUCUUUUAAGUGGUUCAUUUGGAUGAAAACAGUUCUCUAUUUGUAAUAUUUAAAUUACUUCCAGCUUAUGGUUUAGCCUGUGGUUGUAUAGUUGUGUAAUGGCUUAUAGACUAUUUCACAACUUGCUGCCUCUGGGCCCAUGUUUUGUCUUUCUCUUCCCAUGUAUUCCAGUGGAGAAACUUUCUUGACUUUAUCUUAGGAAUGGAAUUAAGUCUAGAAUGAUCUUCCAUGGGAAGAAGUAAGAGAGAAGGAAACCUAAAUAUGUCUCCAAGUUUUUUUCAGGUUGGUCCCAGCAUCAUAUGAGUUGGCCCCAAAGGCUAGGGGGGGCGGGUGGGAGGUAUUGGUUAUCAGUAUUUGUUUUCAGAAUGAGAUGAGAGCAUCUUUCCCGUGUGCUUUGUGUUUGAUACCAUCAUGCUUGGGUUAGAACCAGACAAGUCAGCACAAAGCCUUGAGUGUAACUUACUAAAAUCAAAACAUCUCAUUCUGAUUAUUUGGUUUAAUUUUUUUUUCUUUCUCUUUUUCUUUUCUUUUUUUUUAAUAGGGGUGGGAGGGAGGUCACUGUGCCCCAAAAGGGAGGGUGUCUGCACUAAGGAUUUAGAAACACUUUGGAAGCUCAUAACCUCAAUGGAAACUGCCUUUAGCUACUCUCCUGACCUUAUAGAUGAGUAACAAAAAGAUGAAGUAAGUUCUUGGGAAUUAAGCCAUGUUAUUUUAAUUUGCUACUUUUUCCAGCAUUCUUUGUAUCUUAAAAAUUGCAAUUGUGGAAUCAUUUUCUGGCAAAAAUACCUUUGUCAAGCAGAAUUAUUGGCCUCAUGGGAGCUGAAUUCAGUCAAUUUUUGGUGAACUUAAGUGGACUUUGAUGAGCUUGUAGUUCUACUUUAUAUUCUUUAAGAUAGUUUUUAAAAAAAAAACUCCCAGAGAAAAUCCACUUUCCUUUCUAACUGAAAACUCAUCUUUGGGGUAGAGAGUUAAGUGUCCAAAGGUUUUAACAGUUCGUGAGGUCAGAGGGAGCUAGCCUGGCACCUGGAUUCUGCCCCUCCACAACUGACAGAUUCUAGCAGAAGUGUGUUUAAAUCUCCAGUAGACAAAACUGGGCAGGGCAAGGGAGGGGGUAGGGUUGGGUUACUGAGAUACAGGCUGCUGUAUUUUAACCAGUGGUUUUGGGGGAGGGUACCUGGAGAAAACAAGUCACUGUUCCCUUUUUUGAAACAAAACUAAAACUUGAAAAUAUUUUUUGUUUGGUAAAAAUGGGAUAGAAUUCCAAUGUCCCUAGCCACAAGGGACCAGUUCCACUGAGAAGUGAACAGUGGGGACUCAAAAUUUUGAAAACAUUUGGGGAAGGGGAAAAUUGGCAUUCUGUUAAUUGGCAAAUAUUCCAGUAGGGCUUGUUUUUGUUGGGAUUUGUUGUGUUGUAUGUACCCAUAGGGACGCAACAGUCUGCUGAGUUUAUAAGGUUCAGAAAAGAUUGAUACAAUCUUGAUUUUUGUUUAUCUCAAUAAAAGCCCACUGGAACUCCA
Manis pentadactyla (Chinese pangolin) is the source of this 6221-nucleotide messenger RNA. It is a transcript of the gene DDX6, whose product is annotated as DEAD-box helicase 6. The coding region runs from base 405 to 1856 and encodes 483 amino acids. The record is from RefSeq and is a predicted model, not a curated record. NCBI's taxonomy places the organism in Eukaryota, Metazoa, Chordata, Mammalia, Pholidota, Manidae. Gene Ontology annotation, cellular component: cytoplasmic stress granule; P-body. Gene Ontology annotation, biological process: P-body assembly; cytoplasmic stress granule assembly. The transcript has 14 exons. Gene Ontology annotation, molecular function: ATP binding; mRNA binding; RNA helicase activity.